GCAGGAGGCUGGCAGCUUCGGCUCUACGGAGAGACACAGGCUCAAGAUGGCAGAUGGGUACUGAGUUUGGGGGGCUGCGAUCUCGCUUCAUCGCCGGUGUGGUUGCCAUGCAUUACAGACAUCCUCGCACCGAUGGCCCCCAUGUACGAAGGUAUGGCCUCGCAUGUGCAGGUUUUCUCUCCUCAUACCCUUCAGUCAAGUGCCUUCUGUAGUGUGAAGAAACUGAAAGUGGAACCCAGUUCUAAUUGGGAUAUGACUGGGUACGGCACACACAGCAAAGUCUACAGCCAGAGCAAGAACGUGCAAUCCUCCCAAGCAGCAGCAGCAGCAGUCAACGCUUCUCUACAGAUCCCCAACCCCAGCAUCCCCUACGAACAGACCAUCAUCUUCCCAGCAAGCACAGGGCACAUUGUGGUGACAUCUGCCAACAGCACUUCUGGUGUGGUUGCAGUGUCUGGGCAAACACUGGGUGGCCCACACAACCUGAUGCGGCGAAGCACUGUGAGCCUUCUGGACACCUACCAAAAAUGUGGACUUAAGCGCAAGAGUGAGGAAAUUGAGAACACAAGUAGCGUGCAGAUAAUUGAAGAGCAUCCACCAAUGAUUCAGAAUAAUGCCAGUGGGGCCACAGUAGCCACCGCCACCACAUCCACUGCCACAUCCAAAAACAGUGGCUCCAACAGCGAGGGGGAUUACCAGCUGGUACAACAUGAGGUGCUGUGUUCCAUGACCAACACAUAUGAAGUAUUAGAAUUUCUUGGCCGGGGAACCUUUGGACAAGUAGUCAAAUGUUGGAAACGUGGCACAAAUGAGAUUGUGGCCAUCAAGAUCUUAAAGAACCACCCUUCUUACGCCCGACAAGGUCAGAUUGAAGUGAGCAUCCUGGCCCGGCUGAGCACGGAAAGUGCAGAUGACUACAACUUUGUCCGAGCCUAUGAGUGCUUCCAGCACAAAAAUCACACUUGCUUGGUCUUUGAAAUGUUGGAGCAGAACCUCUAUGAUUUCCUAAAGCAAAACAAGUUCAGUCCAUUGCCCCUUAAGUACAUCCGGCCAAUCCUCCAGCAGGUAGCCACAGCCCUAAUGAAGCUGAAAAGCCUGGGUCUGAUUCAUGCGGAUCUCAAGCCGGAGAACAUCAUGUUGGUAGACCCAUCUCGACAACCAUACAGGGUCAAGGUCAUAGACUUUGGUUCAGCUAGCCAUGUGUCUAAAGCUGUGUGUUCAACCUACCUUCAAUCCAGAUAUUACAGUGCUGUUGAUACAUGCCAGAGGGAUGAUAUCGCUGGAGACUGUGGUGCUGCAAAGAACAGAGCCCCUGAAAUCAUCCUUGGUUUACCAUUCUGUGAAGCAAUUGAUAUGUGGUCACUGGGAUGUGUCAUUGCAGAGUUGUUCUUGGGGUGGCCUUUAUACCCAGGAGCUUCAGAGUAUGAUCAGAUUCGCUAUAUUUCACAGACACAGGGCUUACCGGCAGAGUAUUUGCUAAGCGCAGGGACAAAGACUACAAGAUUUUUCAACAGGGAUACAGAUUCACCGUAUCCUUUGUGGAGGCUGAAGACACCAGAUGAUCAUGAGGCAGAGACGGGGAUUAAGUCGAAGGAAGCAAGGAAGUACAUUUUCAACUGUUUGGAUGAUAUGGCACAGGUGAAUAUGACAACAGAUUUGGAAGGAAGUGAUAUGUUGGUGGAAAAGGCAGACCGGCGCGAGUUUAUAGAUCUGUUAAAGAAGAUGUUGACUAUAGAUGCAGAUAAAAGAAUAACACCGAUUGAAACUCUGAACCACCCCUUUGUCACCAUGACGCAUUUGCUUGAUUUUCCCCACAGCACACACGUCAAGUCUUGUUUCCAGAACAUGGAGAUUUGUAAGCGGCGAGUGAAUAUGUAUGACACGGUGAACCAGAGCAAGACACCAUUCAUUACCCAUGUGGCACCAAGCACAUCUACCAACCUGACCAUGACCUUUAACAACCAGCUGAACACUGUCCACAAUCAGGCCACCAACCUGGCUCCCACCUCUACCAGUGCCACUAUUUCCUUAGCCAACCCUGAAGUCUCCAUACUAAAUUACCAAUCUGCACUCUACCAGCCCUCAGCGGCGUCCAUGGCUGCGGUAGCCCAGCGGAGCAUGCCCCUACAGACAGGAACAGCGCAGAUCUGUGCUCGGCCUGACCCCUUCCAGCAAGCCCUCAUCGUCUGCCCUCCAGGCUUCCAAGGGUUACAAGCCUCGCCUUCGAAGCAUGCUGGGUAUUCUGUGAGGAUGGAGAACGCCGUUCCAAUAGUCACUCAGGCUCCAGGGGCUCAGCCUCUUCAGAUCCAGCCAGGACUCCUUGCACAGCAGGCCUGGCCUAGUGGUACUCAGCAGAUCCUGCUCCCUCCAGCCUGGCAGCAGCUGACCGGAGUAGCUACCCACGCUUCAGUCCAGCAUGCAACCGUCAUCCCAGAAGCUAUGGCAGGAACCCAGCCACUGGCAGACUGGAGAAACACACAUGCUCAUGGUAGCCAUUAUAAUCCCAUCAUGCAACAGCCUGCGCUUUUAGCUAGUCAUGUGACUCUUCCAGCAGCCCAGCCAUUGAAUGUGGGUGUGGCUCACGUCAUGAGACAACAGCCAACCAGCACCACUUCCUCCCGGAAGAAUAAACAGCACCAAUCAUCUACAAGAAAUGCAUCUACCUAUGAAGUGUCAUCAUCCCAGUCCAUUAGCUCUCCUCAGCGAUCGAAACGAGUGAAGGAGAACACCCCCCCUCGCUGUGCUAUGGUGCACAACAGCCCUGCCUGUAGCACUUCUGUCACGUGUGGGUGGGGUGAUGUGGCUUCCAGCACCACCCGGGAGCGGCAGCGGCAGACAAUAAUCAUCCCAGACACACCCAGCCCUGCAGUCAGUGUCAUCACUAUCAGCAGUGACACUGAUGAAGAGGAGGAGCAGAAGCAUGCACCCACCAGCACACUCUCCAAGCAAAGAAAAAACGUCAUCAGCUGUGUCACCGUGCACGAUUCCCCCUACUCCGAUUCCUCCAGCAACAACAGCCCCUAUGCAGUGCAGCAGCGCGGGGGACAGAAUAAUGGGAACACCUAUGACACAAAAGGGGUUCCAGAAACCCACUGCAGCGGGAACCCACGAACUAUAAUCGUGCCACCACUGAAAACCCAGGCCAGUGAGGUGCUGGUAGAGUGCGAUAGCCUGGCACCAGUCACCACCAGUCACCACUCAUCAUCCUACAAGUCCAAGUCCUCCAGCACCGUGACCUCCACAAGUGGUCACUCUUCAGGGAGCUCAUCUGGAGCUGUUGCAUACAGGCAGCAGCGACCAGGAGCACAUUUCCAGCAGCAACAGCCUCUUAAUCUAAGCCAGGCCCAGCAGCACAUCACAACAGAUCGCACAGGGAGUCACCGACGACAGCAAGCCUACAUCACUCCAACAAUAGCUCAGGCCCCGUACUCCUUCCCACACAAUAGUCCCAGCCACGGUACAGUCCACCCCCACCUGGCCGCGGCUGCAGCUGCUCACCUACCUACCCAACCCCACCUCUACACGUACACUGCCCCUGCUGCACUUGGGUCUACAGGCACUGUUGCCCACCUGGUGGCCUCCCAAGGGUCUGCUCGUCAUGCUGUGCAACACACCACCUACCCAGCCAGUAUAGUCCACCAGGUUCCCGUCAGCAUGGGCCCUCGAGUUCUACCAUCACCCACCAUCCACCCGAGUCAGUACCAGGCUCAGUUUGCCCAUCAGACCUAUAUCAGUGCUUCUCCAGCCUCCACAGUCUACACUGGAUACCCGCUGAGCCCCACUAAGGUCAACCAGUACCCUUACAUCUAAACACUGGAAUAAGAGAGAGAGACACCCACAAAGAGGGAGUGAGGUGGCUGCUUUUAUAUUGAAGAACAUGACAAACAAACAAUGCAAUGAGAGGCUCCUGUGAAACUUGAACGAAGGAGUCUUUAAGGAAGAAAUGAGAGAGGCAAGAAGGAGAAAACCAAUUCUACACUUUUAUUUAAAAAAAAAGAAAAAGGAAAAAAAGAACUGAAAAAAAACAAAAAUAAAAAACACAAAAAAACCAUUCUGCACCAAACUAGAGAGAGGGGGAAGCAGAGGGAUCCCAAAGCUGGGUCCUGUGCUUUGGAGAACUUCACCAAUAGACUUUUAAAGAUUAUUUUCAUCUGAUAGUGAGCUACAUUUAAUAAUUUGUUGUCCAGAACGCCUAAAACAAAAUCCACUAGGUUUUUAAUUCAGUAAAUAUAUGGAUUAGGGAUUUAUCCAGAAGUUUGAAGGGUUUAUGCCCCAUCUUUGCACUGUUCUCCAUAACCCUAAUGGUGUGUGAGGUGUUUUCUGCAGAGAAGAUAGAGGGAGGAGUGGGUGGGAGUGGCGGGGGGAGGAAGGGACCAUUCCAUCACUAGAAACUUCGGCCCAGCACUGAUAUGCUUAAAACACCCACACGCAAAAUGGAACGACUAUGUGACAUUUGUCAAGAUCAGAAGCAAUGGGGCUAUUUUCCCCUUUCUCUGAGCACCCUGGAUAAAUCCCUGAGAAAUGUUAUUCCUAAAAAUCAUCUUUAAUAAUGUAUGUCGGAUUUCAGUUUCUUGAUUUUAUUUGGAAAAUGUAUUGUUAAUCCCUAGCCAUUUUAAUGUAGGAGUAGAAGUUUUAGCUGGCCCCCUGUCCCCAGGUAGAAUGUAGCACUAUACAGUACAUACACCCUUUUUACUAUUUUGUGUUGAACUUCAAUGAUACCAAUAGACUAUUCCUCAAUGUGAUUGCACAAAAAAAGUGAUAUAACAUAGGCAUGUAACAAAUGUGAUUGUCCAGGUGUGUGUGUGUGUGUGUGUGCGUGUGUGUGUGUGUGUGUGCGCGCGCAGAUGCUGCCUUCUCUCUGUGGUGUGUUCCUCAGCACAGCCAUUACAACUGUCACAGUCUUAGUUUUACACCAUUCCCUCGUAGUGCCUUACCGAACUACAGAUGCGGUUUAAGGGUUUACUUCCACUGGUACUCCUAGAAACUGACUGAGGCUAGUCGGAAUUUAAUCUCAGCUCUUCUUCUUUUGUUGUUGUUAUUGUUGCUGAUCAUCUAGUUAUUUUUUCCCCCAUGCUGUCAAUCUUAGAUCAUUUGCUAAUGUGCAGGUAUUGGGGAAGUUCAUGGGAGUUGGAAGGGCAUAUGCAUAAAUGUCUGUUUAGCAUAGUAUGGGCUAAAAGUGACCCUAUUGGUCAUGAAACCCAGUACAGCUUCCUGAAGGGUGAAAGAUUUCUUCUGUGGGUUGUUUUUCUUUUUUUUUUUUUUUUUUUAGUUUCUUGUUCAAAUAACAAACUUCUCCAUGUGAAACUUAAUUCUCAUUCUGCUGUUUGCUAACAUUUGUGUCAGAGUAGAAGGACAGAUUCCUCCAAUCAUUGCCGUGGAAUAUCAGGCACAUUAAAUAGUUUGUCUGGAGUGGGAACAAAGAUUUAGCCCAUUCAGUGGGGGAAUACUGGUCCCUUAAAGAAUUGUUUCACUAAAUCUCCACAGAUGGCGGGGAAAAAGGGGGAGCAAGAGCAUGAGAUAGAGAUUCAGUCUAGAUUGUCAGACUCAGGUUUUCUGAGUGCCGAGAGUAUUUUGAGACAUCAGGGCCCUACCCAAUGUAAUGUAGUUCUGACUGUAUUCAUUUCCCCUCUUCCUCAGCCAACUUGUAAAAACAAGUUCCUGUAGUGGUAGAAUGCCUUUUCCACUUGGUAGAUUAAUUCUUACACUGGGUCCUCCGCUCCAAAGGAACUCUAAAUGGUCUUGUUUUCAGAUAGGUUUCCAAAGAGAGACUUUCUUACAAUUGAGUGAGUUGGGGGCAAAUCUCACUGAUGAAAAUGGAUUUGCCACUGCAUCAGUACUUAGAAGUGUUUCUAGAAUACCCACAUCCGCUUGUGGGCUUGUUGGGAAGGAGAGAAGAGACCAAGAAAAGAGAGUUUGGUGGCAUACUUCCAUUCAAGUUCUUAAGUCUACAUGGCUACUCAGCACCACAGCUCUCCCUGUAACUACAGCAAGGCAUGUUUACAUUUUUUUUUAAUAUGCUGGACAAUGGCAGGUCGAUUCGGAGAGAGAGAAAGAAUGAUUCCCUUGGGUGGAGUUUAGAACAAAGGCCUCUCGAGGGAAAUUCAAGAAAAACAAGCAGAGCUGUACUAUCUUGUCGUGAGCACUUGCCCUCCCUGGAAGGGAUCUCACUAUGCAUAGAUGGUUGUAUAAAACUGUCUUCUUUUGGCAAGCCAGUUACUAACCUUUGUGUUUGCCAUUUCAAAUUCCUGCGCUAUCCUUGCAAAGUUUGAUUUUCCCUUCUCUUCCUCAUUCCCACAAAGUACAUAAAGGAUCUGAUCUCUGAGCAGUCCAUGCACCUUAUGCCUGUCCAUUAGAAAGACAAUACUUUCCAUUUAUUUAAACCAGGAAAUGAAUUCCCCAUUCUCUCUGUACAUUUCCGUUGCAUUCCUCUCCUGUCCCAUCAGUUCAGGAAUGAAAGCUUCAUGCUGCUUGUCAUUAAAAGGAAGAAUAUUGUUAUUUUAUUGUAUGAUUGUUAUGAUUAUUAUUAUUUUAUUAUUAUUAUAUUUUACUCUGGGUUUUAAUUGCACACGC
This is a messenger RNA of Alligator sinensis (Chinese alligator), 6570 nucleotides long. RefSeq names its product homeodomain interacting protein kinase 2 (gene HIPK2). Gene Ontology annotation, molecular function: SMAD binding; protein serine/threonine kinase activity; transcription coactivator activity. Gene Ontology annotation, biological process: positive regulation of transcription by RNA polymerase II; smoothened signaling pathway; peptidyl-serine phosphorylation. Lineage: Eukaryota; Metazoa; Chordata; Crocodylia; Alligatoridae. Bases 133 to 3810 code for a protein of 1225 amino acids. The record is from RefSeq and is a predicted model, not a curated record. The transcript has 16 exons. Gene Ontology annotation, cellular component: cytoplasm; nucleus; PML body.